This is a messenger RNA of Colletotrichum chrysophilum, 1404 nucleotides long. RefSeq lists its product as uncharacterized. The transcript has 5 exons. NCBI's taxonomy places the organism in Eukaryota, Fungi, Ascomycota, Sordariomycetes, Glomerellales, Glomerellaceae. The record is from RefSeq and is a predicted model, not a curated record. Gene Ontology annotation, molecular function: metal ion binding. The coding region runs from base 1 to 1404 and encodes 467 amino acids.
AUGAAGUUUGCCCAUGAUUUCAAAGAGACGCUCAGGCGGGAAGGUUUCCCACCUCACUGGGUUGAUCUCGCCGUCCCAUAUAGCCAACUGAAAAAGGUUCUCAAGCGUGUUUCUGGCGAGUUGAACGAUCUUGGACUCGACCCAGAGACCUUGCGUCAACUCCUCGACCCUGCUGUUGAUUCGCCGCUGGCCGCUAAAUACCGUCUUAAUGCUGCUGGAAAUUCCAAAUUGCUACGACCCAAGCUGACUGUCGAGGUCCACAUGUGCGAUGGCAAUGCAGUAGAUGCCUCAUUAACCCCUUCGUCUCGCGCUCUUCUUCAACGCAUUGCCGCACUCCAGUCUCCUAUUUCGGAGGGCGACUUUGACAUGGAUCAGCUGCAAUCCUCAGGAUCUCAGUCGCCGGAAGAGGCUUCAUCAGAGUCGCUCAUCUCUGAGUCUGACGUGACCAUUGCUGCCGUGGAGGCCAGGUUGUCUACGAUCAAGGAUCAACCGGCACCUUUCGAGAAGUAUGAGCGCAUCGAGGUACCCCUUGUCUUUGACAGUGAAUUUUUCGACAUACUCCAGAGCGAUGUCAACAACCUCGACGCACUCCAGGCCAGAGAAGAGAAGGCUAUGGUGACAGAGAUUAUUGCCCUUCGUCAGGAUGUGUCGCAUCUCACCAAGCCAAGCCGACUCUCCAAAAGCGAUCUCGCGAGGUGGCGGGCUAUCUUUGAGUUGUACCUCGACGCCCAAGUCUUUUUCUCAACCAAUGAACAGGAUCAUGGCGCUCGCGACAGUCAGACUGCCGCAAAACAAUUACAGUGGUUUCAGGCGGAGAUCACUAAACGAAAUUUGGCCAAAGCCUUCAAAAUCCCCGAGAGCAGGGAGGCUCUAGUGCGCUUCAUGAGUCUGAAUGCUGUCUUGCUUAAGAAUCUGCAGUUUCAGGAGAUCAAUCAGAUCGCUAUCUAUAAGAUUCUGAAAAAGUUUGAUAAGCGGACUUGUCUUGGAGUUUCCAAGUCUUUUCCGACCCAAGUUCACUCCGACAAGUUGCUGGCUGGAUCCGUUGCCAAGGAUAUAUGCGCCCAGAUGUCGACCGACCUGGUGUCUGUCGUUCCGCAGAUCAGCGACUACUUGUGCCCGAUUUGCUUCUCUAUCGCCUACCGGCCGGUUCGGCUGGCCUGUCAGCACGUUUUUUGCAUCAGGUGCAUCGUCAAGAUCCAGCGUCGCAACGAGAAAAACUGCCCACUGUGCAGAGCUGACACAGUCAUGAAAGCAUCCGCAGACAAUCUGGACAUGCAGCUGGAAAAAUACAUGCGCAAGUAUUUUCCGAAGGAGGCCAAGGAGAAACAACGCGCCAAUGAAAUCGAGCGAGGCAUCGAGGACUACGGGCCCGAAUAUGUUCAUUCUGAGUGUUCCAUCAUGUAA